This is a messenger RNA of Schistosoma turkestanicum, 1599 nucleotides long. Lineage: Eukaryota; Metazoa; Platyhelminthes; Trematoda; Strigeidida; Schistosomatidae. The record is from the annotation of a GenBank genome assembly.
AUGUCAGUAAUACAAGAUGUUCACAAUGUUGAAUGGAAAUUGGGUCGUUCGGAUGAUAAUUCAGAAUUUGGCUCGCAUACAUCUGUCAAGACUUUAUCAAAUUUUAAAGUACGAUUUUCUUCACCUGAAGAUUUUGUACGUAAAUCAGGCGGUGUACGAAUCAUUGAAAAGAUUCUUAUUGCAAACAAUGGUAUUGCAGCAGUCAAAUGUAUGCGUUCUUUAAGAAAAUGGUCAUAUGCUACAUUUGGCAGUUCCGAUGUUUUACGUUUUAUAUGUAUGGCAACACCGGAAGAUAUACAAGCAAAUGCAGAAUACAUUAAAAUGGCAAAUAAAAUGGUUUUAGUACCAGGUGGUUCCAAUGUAAAUAAUUAUGCUAAUGUGGAAUUAAUUCUACAAACUGCUGUCACUAAUGAAGUUGAUGCUGUAUGGGCUGGCUGGGGUCAUGCUUCGGAAAAUCCUCAGUUGCCUGAUGUGCUUAGUAAGCACAAUAUCGCAUUUCUUGGUCCUUCACAUCAAGCUAUGUGGACACUUGGUGAUAAGGUUGCAUCUACAAUACUUGCACAAAGUGCUCAUGUACCUACUCUUCCUUGGAGUGGUUCUGAUUUAACUUUACCACUUGAUCAAUUUGUCAAUAAUAAUGGUCAUCAUGAACCUGAAACAAUUGAUAAUUUAACAUUAAAUCUGGUACAAUCUCCUACUGGUCUACUACAACAAAGAUCAUCAUUUUUAUAUUCACGUCUAAUCUCUGAUGAAUUAUAUCAUUCUGGUUGUGUCACAGAUGUAUCAAGCUGUUUGAAACAUGCUGAGAGAAUUGGUUAUCCUGUGAUGAUUAAAGCUUCUGCUGGUGGCGGAGGCAAAGGAAUUAGAAAGGCAUUAACUAGUGCCGAUAUUGAACGUGUCUUUCCUCAAGUACAAGCGGAAGUACCUGGUUCACCUAUUUUCGUUAUGAAAUGUGCAACAUCUGUACGUCAUUUAGAAGUACAAAUACUUUGUGAUAUCUAUGGUCAAGCAAUUAGUUUAUUCGGUCGUGAUUGUUCCGUUCAACGUAGACAUCAGAAAAUUAUUGAAGAAGCACCGAUUGUUGUUGCACCAAAAGAAAUUAUUGAGAAAAUGGAACAAGCUGCUGUACGUCUUUCUAAAUUAGUUGGUUACGUGAGCGCUGGAACUGUGGAAUAUCUAUACAAUCCAGAUUCAAAUGAAUUUUAUUUCUUAGAAUUAAAUCCAAGACUUCAAGUUGAACAUCCAUGUACAGAAGUAGUUGCUGAAGUGAAUUUACCAGCUUGUCAAUUACAAAUUGCUAUGGGUAUUCCAUUACAUCGUAUUAAAGAUAUACGUGAACUUUAUCUUGUUCCUCCAUGGAUUGAUUCAUGUAUAAUGUUUGAUGAUCCAACUGUAAUUCGUCGUCCACCUAGUUGUUAUGUCAUUGCUGCUCGUAUUACAAGUGAAGAUCCGGAUGAAGGUUUUAAACCAUGUCCUGGUGGUGUAAGAGAAUUAAAUUUCCGAAGUAAUCAAUCUGUUUGGGGAUAUUUCAGUGUUAGCAGUGCUGGUGGAAUACAUGAAUUCGCCUCAUUCACAAUUUGGUCAUAUAUUCUCAGCUAG